AGAUUCCCGCCACUGUAUUGACACGUCACGAAGGUCAGGAUUGAGCUGAUGGAAAGAUGGCGAGCACCUACAACUCCUUCAACCUACACACGACAGCAGAGAAGUUCUACAUCGAGGCCUGUGACGAUGGAGUUGGAGACGUUCUCGCCAUCGACCGCGUGUCCACUGAAAUGACCCUGACUGUGAGGAAGGACGUUCCUCCUUCUGCUGUGACGCGACCAAUAUGUGGCAUCAUGGGAACCAUCCGGCUGGUGGCAGGCGUUUACCUCAUCGUCAUCACCAAGAAGAAGAAAGUGGGCGAUCUGCUGGGUCACGCCGUCUGGAAAGCGUCCGACUUCGACAUCAUUUCAUACAAGAAGACGGUUCUGCAUCUGACAGACAAUCAGAUGCAAGACAACAAAGUGUUCCUGUCCAUGCUGAACAGUGUGCUAAACACUGACGGUUUCUACUUCGCCACAGAUUACGACCUGACACACACAUUACAGCGGCUGUCCAACACCAGCCCAGAGUUUCAGGAGAUGACCUUACUAGAGCGGGCGGAUCAGAGGUUUGUGUGGAACGGUCACCUGCUCCGAGAGUUCAUGGCACAGCCAGAGCUUCACAGAUUCGUCUUUCCUGUUAUUCACGGCUUCAUUGCUAUGAAGUCCUGCUGCAUCAACGGUAAAAUCUUCGACUGGAACCUGAUUUCCCGCAGGAGCUGUUUCCGUGCUGGUGUCCGCUAUUACGUCAGAGGUAUCGACUCAGAGGGUCACGCGGCCAACUUUGUGGAGACCGAACAGAUUAUUCAGUAUAAUGGAGCAAAAGCUUCAUUCAUUCAGACUCGAGGCUCCAUCCCGUUCUACUGGUCUCAGAGACCAAACCUCAAAUACAAACCAAAACCGCAGAUCAGCAAAAGCAUCAAUCAUUUGGACGGUUUCCAGAGACACUUUGACUCUCAGAUCAUCACAUAUGGCAAACAAGUGAUUCUCAAUCUGGUAAAUCAGAAAGGCUCGGAGAAGCCGCUGGAACAGGCCUUUGCAAAGAUGGUGGGCAGUCUGGGAAACGGCAUGAUCAAGUACAUCGCGUUUGACUUCCACAAGGAGUGCAGUCGUAUGCGCUGGCAUCGCCUCCAGAUCCUGGUCGACACAGUGGCGGAAAUGCAGGAUGAUUUCGGCUACUUCCUGGUGGAUUCCGACGGUUCUGUUCAGAUGCAGCAGGACGGGACGUUCAGGAGUAACUGUAUGGACUGUCUGGACCGAACUAACGUCAUCCAGAGUCUGCUGGCCCGCCGCUCGCUGCAAUCUCAGCUGGAGAGGAUGGCAGUGCUACAUGUGGGCCAGAGAAUUGAAGAACAGGCAGAUUUUGAAAAAAUAUACAAAAAUGCAUGGGCUGAUAAUGCCAACGCCUGUGCCAAACAGUACGCCGGCACAGGAGCCCUGAAGACUGACUUCACACGCACAGGGAAGAGGACGCAGUGGGGUUUACUGAUGGAUGGCUGGAACUCCAUGAUCCGAUACUACAAGAACAACUUCUCUGACGGCUUCAGACAGGACUCUAUUGACCUGUUUCUGGGGAAUUAUGCCGUGGAAGAAGCGGAGAUGAACACUCCUCUACACGAGCCCAAAGACUGGAAGUUCCUCACGCUGCCGAUCAUCAUGGUUGUUGCCUUCUCAAUGUGCAUCAUAUGUCUCCUAAUGGCUGGGGACACGUGGACGGAGACUCUAGCGUAUGUGCUGUUCUGGGGCUCCGCCAGCGUGGUGACCGGCGGCGUGAUCCUCUUCAACGGACGGGACUUUGUGGACGCCCCGCGGCUGGUGCAGAAAGAGAAGAUGGACUGAACCUGCGUGUGUGGGAAGCAGUCGGGCCCCGCGGAGCCUUCAUCCUCAUCCUCACCCUGGAGCCUGUACUGAUGACGAUGAUGAUGAUGAGGGCCUGGGGCCGAACACACGGGGUCACGCUGCUCUCCACACCAGCAUCAAGCCACGCCCACUUUCCCAUGAUUCCAUCUGCCGGUCGCACCGCUGGACGCUCAGGCCGACCGUGAGGCCCUCGGCCCCGUCCUCAUGGUGCAACCAGAUCCGCCAUUUUGGCUCAAGCGCUGGCUGAUGAUGACGUGUUUGUCUUGUUUUCUAAUAAAAGCUGAGUUACAGUAAGGCAACAGUUUGCAUUAACACCUUCAGUUAACGUUAAUAAUACGCUUGUUUAGACAUCUAAGUGGAUUAAACUUAAAACAAUUAAGUUGUCCGCACAAUAACAGCACACUUUAUUUAUUUGAGUGUGUGGGAUGUUUUUAUCCACUCUGGGCUGAUUUUGAGUCCUAAUUUGGCCACAAUUUUCCCUAUUUCCACAAAUGGGAUGAUUUUUGCUGACAGAUCUGAUCUUGACACGUGCUUUGGGAAAAUGUUUUGCACAAUGCACUGAGCAAGCUGAAAUUGACUCCCCUUUGGUUAUGUUGGGGGCUGUUUUUGCCCCAUUGACUUCCAUUUUAAUCACAUUUUUUGAUAGCAAAGCCAUGACAGUAUAUACAGUAUUUACAGUAAGGCAAUGCAUUAACCAACGCCAUCAAUAAUAGACCAAAGAUUAUGUUUUUCAUUCAUUAUCAUUAAUCAUUUUUUUCAAAAGAAAUACAUGAUUGUAAGUGAAUUAAUAACUGUGCUUUUGCUUUUUGCAUAUUAAUGUUUUAUAUAUAUAUAUAUAUAUAUAUAUAUAUGAAGAGUUCAGAUACAAAACCCUCUAAUCCUCUGUUCUUGUAAAUGAGCGUUUUUCUAUCAGGCUCCUAUAAUUAGGUUCAGAAGUUUCAUUUUAUAUGUAUUAAUAAGAUUAUUAGCUAAUAAAUAAAAUAGCUUCUUUUCAUAAAUGUCACUUUAGACAGUUCUCUGUUGUUUAACAAGCUAGAUUUUCUUUUGCGUCAAAACCAGCUAAAUCCACUUGUGCUUUUUAUGCAAAACCCUCUAAAUCCACCUGUUAGAACAAGACAGUGUGAUUAGCUGAAAAUGAAGAUGCGAUUAGAAAUGAUUUUACUAAACAUAAAGCACAUUACACAAACCACCUUUAAAAUGUGUAAAUCUGUCAAGUAAGUGUCGGUUCAUUCUGCUGUGAUAAACCAGGGAAAAAGCAGAAGGAAAAUG
Molecule: messenger RNA, 3107 nt
Organism: Danio aesculapii
Lineage: Eukaryota; Metazoa; Chordata; Actinopteri; Cypriniformes; Danionidae
Gene: sacm1lb
Product: SAC1 like phosphatidylinositide phosphatase b
Exons: 20
Coding region: 57-1817 (586 amino acids)
Biological process (GO): phosphatidylinositol dephosphorylation
Cellular component (GO): endoplasmic reticulum
Molecular function (GO): phosphatidylinositol-4-phosphate phosphatase activity
Source: RefSeq, a predicted model, not a curated record